Molecule: messenger RNA, 10254 nt
Organism: Pocillopora meandrina
Lineage: Eukaryota; Metazoa; Cnidaria; Anthozoa; Scleractinia; Pocilloporidae
Source: the annotation of a GenBank genome assembly
GAUCUAUUAAUGGCGCUUUACAGUACAGUCCGUGUUUAGAAACAGAAAGUCCACGCUCACUACUUUAUCACUUUCCAGUCUAGGUGAAAGUCACCGUCGGCUCGAGAGAAGGCAUUCGUCAUCCUUUCUUUAAAACAAAUUUCUUUGAAAGUGAAGCAAAAUUCUUAGACCCUUGUAGUCAGCUUCAUACAAUUUGUACCAAGAACAGAUAUGCCGAAGUCAUCCUCGAAAGUGUUUGGGACACUUAUAUUGACGAUCUCUCUCAUUUCACUGCAAGGGACUUCUUCACAUCUUCAGCAGGGUAUUGGAAACAUUCGAAAGCUUUUGGAAGCAGAUUCAGUUGAAAAUCAACAACAGGUCAGCCGUAGUAGAGCUGCGUUAACAGUAAAGCCUAUAUUUGCGCAAUUUCAAUAGACCUCAAAAUAAUCUUGUAUACAAGAAGAUAUGAGGGAUGAAAAGUAGAACGAAUUACGGUAACCAAGUGGUAUUCAGCGAUCGUGUAGCCCUACUAGAUGAAUAUGCCUAGUAAUGCUCAGCUUAUAUUAAAUUUAAUCCAUAUUUCCAUUUCGAAAGUACUACAUCACGGAGUAUUUCCUUUUUCCUAUAUUGUCUUAUGUUGUUAAUCUGUGGGGUCAAUUGCCAAUAUAGAAGUUCGAUCCUGCCUUUUUACGUUAACCUUGCACUGGGUGACUCACCGAGUAACACGAUCACCUGGUACAUAAUUUUGGACGGACAAGUUGUCACGAAAUUAAUGGAACAACAGAUUUCCUGUAUUUCAAAAAUCCUGAAUACUCAUGAAUAUGUAUUGAUGUAAUGCAGCAUAAGGAUCUCGUACCAGAUAAAAUAUGAAAUCCCUCAACAUAACACGCUCAAAAUCUAUUUUGGAGUUGAGCUAAUAGGCUGAAACCAUUCUCAUCAGUCACGGGAGGAUGAGUCAUGCAAUUAUCUGCUCAGUAGUUCUCAUAUUGAAGUUUUGCAGAGGAGGAUAUUAGCAAACAGGUUGAAUGAUCAGAAGUUAAUAAAAGAAAGAUGACAUUAUCUCGUACCAGCAUCAGACAAAGAAAAAAUCUUGUCCGGCACGAGGAGUUGAAAUGCAAUGGUGGUCUGGUAACCAUUGUGUUAGAUAAAUUCUAGUGACUAUUGGCCAAACUCACCAAGGAUUUCUUUAUACCUCAGUGCUUUGUACCUCGGUGGUAGACCAUUUGAUCACAGAAGCAGAAGUUUCAAUCCUUAUUGGGGCUAGGCUUUUGGUUUCUACUUUAUCCCUGAUACUAGUAGAGCAAACAAGAACAUUUUAUUUAUUUAUUUAUUUAUUAUAACAACUUUAUUUAAAUAAUAACAUAUAACAUAUUAUUAUUAAAAAAGGGUUGUAGAAGGGAGGAACUUAAUCCUCAUCGUAAAUCAUACCCCAGAACAUCUAUCUCUAUUCAACAUCACAGAGCUCAAAAUGUACCAUAUUGAUUCUUUAUAAAUGGUUAUGUCUUGCUAUGGUGCUGUAGCUGACUUAAAACUCUAUUACAGCAAAAAGGUGUAUUAUUUAUUUCAUGGUUUUUCAAAAGCUCUCUAUUACCAACUUCCUGACUAUUUUUAUUGGUUCCUCCUUUACUGACAGCAUUGUUCUUCUGUGCGUGGCAUAAAUAAUUCAUACCGCUGCCAGUUUGUCAAGUCGCAUCCAAGUUGUAAUGAAGGAUCUAUACCCUACAUGCAGAUUGUUUACUGUUGGUUUUCAAGUGAAGUUUGUCCUCUUGCCUACUGUUUACUUGUGAGUACUUUUACUUUUGCAGCACUACUGUAAAUUAUUAUAACAUUAUUAAGGCAUUGGCUAGCUCUCAGGAAAAAUUUAUUCUCAAAGCUGUAACUGGUCAGCAUGUGCUAUGAUCUAAAAUAAUUUUGAAAGAAAAAAUAAUUAUUUAGUGUAUAUUGCAAUUUUUAUAACUUCUUUUUACUAGGGUAUAUGGCUGCUGUUUCUAUUCAUCGCCCUUGGACUGACAGCAGAUGACUAGUGAGUUGGAAAACUACUCUCUUUAGGUUGUGUUAUGUUGACCAUUUCACAUCCAGCAGUCAGACCAAGACAAAAUUUCUCCCUAAGAUAUCAAUACCAAGCAGACAUUUGAGUAAUGAGAAUAAAGAAAAAUAUUAAUUAUGGGAUUACCAUAGAUUUGUCACUUAAUUCUCAGAACUUCAACUAUAAGCAAUGUUUGACAGACAGUAAGGAGAGAAUUACUAAGCGGAUCUUGAGAGUGAAAGGGUAAAUUGUAGUGAAACCACAGUGGUCUUGAACUUGGUUGUAAGUUUGACAUGGUGGUUGGGUUCUGGUGUUGAUGACUUUCUGAGAAGAAAUACAUUAAAAUUUGUUUUACAAUAUGCUUUUCACAUUCAUAUCUUUGUAAUUAUAUUCAUAUCCUUGUCUAUGUUUAGUUGGAAGAUGUGUUCAAUCAGGAGAUAUCCUUCAAUGAUUUUUAUGGAUAAACUUUUUGUCUUUGAAUAAACUAAAUUUUGGGGAAUUCAUUGUACAUGAACUGUUUCCCUUGCAGCUUCUGUCCAUCUUUAACAGUGAUUUCUAGAACUUUAGGAAUCAGCCAGAACAUUGCCGUAUCCUUUACUCAACCUUCAUCUUUAUCUCUCUCAAAAUCAAUCAGGCUUAAGCACGUAAGCCUGCAUAUACCACAGUAUUAGUCAGAGUAGUAUAAAUGUACUGGUUGGAAUUCUACCUGGUAGUUUAGGUUUGAAAAGCUGGUAGAUUUAAAAUGGCUAAAAACAGUUCAAGUUCUCAAUGUGUUUCUCAAUUUUGUUCUCAACGUGUUUGCCUGAUAGUCACUUUGGGCCUCUCUCUCUUCAACUCUCAAAUGAUAGAAAUCUCAAACUCAUUAUCUAAAGUGAAGUAGCUCUAUGGAGGCUUUUUCUAUCUUUUUUGGGGUUAAAGCUAGUAAAUAGCUUCUUAAACUACUCUUUACAUGCCCAAAGGACUGGGAGAAGCCCAACCACUGGGGUUCACAAUGAGUUUCCUUAACAAAGUUACACACUCCAGGGAGUUACAUUCCUUGCUUUUGGCAAUGGUGCUCCUGACAUCUUUAGUUCUCUGGCAGGUUUCACUCAGAACAGAGAUCAAAGUGGAGUACAGCUUGUGAUACAAGCUCUCUUUGGUAAGCUGUGCAAAAUCUUUAGCACAAAUCCAACCCAAGGAUGACCCUUGAUUUGAAUAACCUUAGGUUAUAGUUUGCAUCUAAUUAUGUGCGUCUUGUCUUGUAAUUAUGAAACAUCUUAUGAAAGUAUGUGUUGCAGUUUAAAUGGAUCUCUGGUCAAAUUGAUUUUGAUCUAAUAGACAGUUUUAUACCUUUGUCCAGGCUGUACUACCAAUGUCUUUACACAAGGAAAAAGCAAAUUGAACAAGUUUUAGAUGAUAUUAAAAUCUGAAUUAAUUUUAAACUGCAGUAUAUGCAGUGUACCAUCGAUUGUUUUGCUCAACACCAAAAGGAUGCAAGAAUCUACAGCUGUAUUUUAAAGUAAUGUAAUAGUACAUGCUUAUGGUGCAGGUUUAAUCCAGAUACUGUUCUAUCCAAUCAAGUAUAUUCAGUUGAUAUGGACUGUCCCAAAAAAGACAAAAAAAAUUUCCUCCCUUGGCGAUAAUUGAAAAAGUUAAAUCUUUGAACAAUAUGAGUGAAGUCAUGAGUAGAGUUAGAGGUAUUCUUUUAAACGGCAAGAUGAGAGUUUUCUUUUAAAGCUCAAUCAAAUGUAAGUAAAUCAGAUCUGAGAGGAGACACUGAAUUACAUAUCUGUAACUUUUUCUAUUGAUCUUAUUUGUUCAGGUGCUGGUAUUUUUGUAACAACAGUGGUUGUUGGGGUAAUAUCAUUUAUCUCAAAUGACCUUACCCUGACAAACCGUCCUUUUACCAGGGACGUAUUAUUCUACUUGGGUGCUGUGUCAUGGGCUUUUAUUACCUUGUACAGGGAAGCAAUUACAAUGGCAGUGGCAAUAGGUAAAAUAUCAUUAACUUAAAGAUAUGGUGAAAGCUCCAAGAUAAGUAUUAUAGCUGAACAUGAAAUAAUGAUCAUGUCAUUUUUACUGCUUGUUUUAUUGUCUUACAAAGUUUUUUAAACUUUAAAUCUGUUUUAUCAAAGGUGAAAACCUUUUAAGUUAAAAAGAAUUUGCUCUAAAUUUUCUAACCAAAUUUAGGGAAAAUACUGAUGUUAGCUGUAUACUCAAAAAGUAGGAUUUUUAUUGUGGUGGGAUUUUUCAAGACUGUUGUACCUCAGGCAUUGUAGUUCCUGUUGUUUUCAUUUAUUCUUUGUGGCCAAUGGCUUAUGGUUAUUUCAGCAUCUUAAAGAAACUCUUGAACUAACUGCAAUCUAACCCAGUUUAUCUCUCUACCUCUGUUAAAAAAGAAAAACAUUACAUUUAAUUUUGGAAAUGCAAAGGAGUUAUUCUGUGAUACUGCCUAACGAUAAUGAGUCAUUGAAAACCCAUUUGCAAUAUGUUCACUCUCAAGAUCUAAUUGUUAAUUCACCCCUCUGGCAGCGAUACAUUUCCUCGUAAAAUGGUUACGAGAAUAUAGUUUUAGAAUGACCAAAUAAAAACCUCCGCCAGACAAGUUUGAGUAUUCUCACCACCAGUUUGCUGAAAACUGUAUUGAUAUCAUGGGGAGAAGUUACUUGUUAAUCACUUCUAGGAGUAUAAGAGCUCAAAGAAAUUUACUCAAGCUUCACUCAUUUGUAAUCUCUCCCUUAUUAAAAAGGUUUCAUAGCACUUUAUGUUGUGUACAUCGCUGUGGUUAUUAUUGCACGCUACAUCUACCAGGGGUGGAAAAGGAAGGCAGUGAAAGUGGAAAUACAACCUGAUUCAAAGAUAGGUUUGUUUUCAACCUUUUUAUCACCCAUGUGAGUACAGUCACAUUUUAAAUAUUAUAUAUUAUAAGACUGAUUACAUAAAUGUUAAAUAAAUACGACAUAUUUGUUUGUAUGCGCCUUGUCUACUUUGCAAACACACCCCAAAAAUUGUGGACAUAUUGAUUUAAAUUGAAAAUUUCCAUUUUAACGAACAGCAUCCAGAGGAGAAUUAUUUGACACAAGCAACUCAGCAGGAGCAAGAAGACAAUUGGAUACUGUGAGAGAUGCUAAUGAACACUCCAGCUGGGCUUCAAGUGUUAAUUCACAAAAAAAUUAUGUCCCCCGCAGACACAACAUUUCUCUUACGCCUCAUAGUAUGAUCUCAGGUACUGUUGCAGUGAUAAAGUUACAUGCAGCUCAGCCUCACAAUAAAAUUACCAUUGGCAGUAGGAAAUAGGGUGUGAAGCAAUUAAGCCAGAGCUUAUUGUGGUUUUGUAGCAUGAAGCAACAAGAACUAUAAUUGCCACUUCCCAGGGAUGGGGUUAUCAUUCAAGUUAGGCUCAGGUUAUCCACCUUCCCCCUCCCACUAACAUGUCAUAAGGUUUCCCUGACAGUUUUUUUGGGCAACUGUUACAGUUUAUACUUCUUGUGUGGAGAGAAGCUCUGAGAGUAAAGUGUCUUGCCCAAGAACACAGUGCACAGUGGUGCAGCAUGAAAUCUUCCAUAUAUACAUAGGUUGAAUUUCAUAAUUUCUGAAGCAAGUGUAUGGCUGGGUCACACAAUAUCUGCCUUAAGGACAUCAAAGAAGACUUUUCUGCACUCAAAUAUCAAUUUGUACUUUCCUCUUUUUAUAGGUGCCCUGAUUUCUUCUGAGAAUACCCUCAUAGCUCCAGCAAUUCAAAACGCCCCAGCCCUUACCAGGCAGUAUUCAUCCGAUUCAGGUAAUUGUAUAUCAAGUGUUUAUUUUUUUUUAAGCACUGGGUUGGCUUCCCCUUACCCUUUACUGCCUGAGAAAGCCAUAUGUCACAAGAUGCCGUUACAUGCUCAAUAUUUUAUCUUCUUUCUGAAAUGUUCACAACCAAAAGAUCAUUGAAAGAUCUGCUCAUUGAAUGCAUAAAAUCAUAGCCCCUCCAUUGUAAGACUUGGUUUACCACUCCUGCAACCUUUGGAACUUUUUGUCUUUUUACUGUUUUUGUCAAGGGGAUAUCUCACAACAAUCAAUACUCUGAGAGCUUCUGAGUUUAAGCUAUAGUUUAGUGGUAUACCCUAUAUGUACGAGCAAACGAAGAAUUUCAAUGUUUUUUAUUCUUCACUUUGGACACUUCUCAGUCUUUCAGUUUCCUCCUUCACAACUGCUGAUUUCAUUUAUUACAUACCUCUGAAAAUACCUUCAAAAUGAUAUAUUAUACGUGGUCUAAUUGUUCAUCGUUCACAAUUUAAACAAAUUUGGCAUUUCCCACGGGCGGUAAAGGGGUUGAAGUUCCAACGAUCCUACACUGGUCAACAAUACUUCCCUAACUUACUAGAUGCUCAAGAUAAUAAACUGCAUGAUGCAAAGAGAUUGAACCACGGUUCACUGAUGUUAAUAAUUUUCUCCUUCAGAGGAAGAUUUGCCUCUUUUGGGAGGUAAACGGAAAAUUAGUGCUUGGAGAAAAUUUCUCCUUGGUCUGGAACCAAUUGACCGUGAAGAAUGGAACAGGAGCAACUUUUUCAAGAAAUGCUUCAUGAUUUGUAAGGUAAGAAAUUUUUAUCUGUAAUGCCGUAACUGAGAUUAAAAUUUGACUUAAUUUUUGGUAUGAUCUCAAAUGAGCAUAUAAAAAGCAAGAAACGGACAACCUUCCUUUAACAUAUUAUCAUAUGAAUUCACUAGGCAAGUACUUAUUUAUUCAGUGAGAUAUUUUCUCGAUGAUUGCAGGCUCCCGCAGUAUUUUGUUUGAAUCUUACCAUACCAGUGGUGGAUUAUGAUGAAGAGGAGCAUAAUUGGAAUAAAUGGCUGAAUGUUUUACAUUGCUUGACAAUGCCUGUGUUUGGUGUCUUGGCUACAAAUAGUAAGGAUUUCUUAUCUCACGAUGUUGUCUUAGGACAAGAUCACUUAUAAACGCGAUGUUUCUUACUGCAUAACUUCCCGUUAAUGAGCAGCUAUAACAUCCUUGGGGAAUUUUUCAUCAUGUGGCUCUCUGCCACCCCUCCAGACCUGUGAAUUGAGGAAACUAUUAAGAGAUGUAUUGUCCCCACUGAACAGGUUUCUUCCACAAGAUACAGACCCCUAGCUAAGAAAAAGACUAAACCUAACAAAAACAGGGCUAAAUAAAACAAAGAAAAACUAGCGAGCAAAACAAUUCCGUCAUGUUAAACUCUCUCUUUGGAAAAAAUGGUAUUUUUUUUCUUUUAAACAGAAGCUAUUUUACAGGGCUUACGGGGAAACAUUUUUUUAACACGGUGAAAUUUUAAUAUUUAGAGAUCUUUCGCGUAACGAAAACUGGAGGUUUAUUUUAUUAAUAAACAUGCACUGAUGAGAUUUUUUUUUUUAGAUUAUAAUCAUAUGAUUGGUGGCAAACUUCCUGCCUGGGCCCUGGCUCUCUGCGCUGGACUGGUUCUAGCUUUGAUUGUUGCUAUGACAACAAAGAGUGAAAAGAGGCCUCGGGGCCAUUCGGUAAGAACUUUUAAAUGUUGCUCAGGAAGGUAUUUUUAGAGACAUCUGCAAAUCGUAAUGUGAGCAAGCUGGGGUGUGGUUGUCACUUCCUUCCCAGCGAAGGGUUCUUUGUGCAACGGGUGUGGUGCAUAUCUAGAUUAGUUCAAAUUGAAUGUUGAAGAACCCAGUUAAGAUAAAUCACAUUUUCAAAGUUGUAAAGUUCAGGACUUUUUAUUGAUAAAGAUCAAAAGUUUGGCAAGGUUUCUUUAUGACCCAUACUUUGUUACGCAUGCAGUUAUUUGAUAAAAGCAAAAAAACAGCGAAAACAAUGGCUUACCUCCGAGAGUAAUGCUUUGUUUUAAAAUAACACGGGGUCAUACGGAAAUCUUUCCGAAUUUUUCAUUAAACAAUGUGUUGGAAGGAUUUCCACUCUUGAUCGCUGUUUUGCACUUCGCCGACAGAUGUUUUUAAUCAAGCAUUUUUUGGUUAUUUAAGAUAAGGCAUUUUUUUUGUUUGCGUAAGAUAUCAGGGGCUGUCAAGAUUAGUUCAUAUAGGUGAGUUAGAUUAAGAAAGCGGCAGUACGGAAUCCGAGAUCAGGUUGAAAGGACUGUGCUUUAUUCGAAAAGUUUGUUUUCUGCCUUUGUGCAAGGACUGGUAUAACACCGCGUCUUCAGCGGGAUAACGUCUUACAGAAUUGUGAUUAUAUCAACACUGUACGUAUUCUAAAAAGCUUUUUUGUCGCUUCUGUUUUUGUUAUAACCAAUAUAGGCGAUCCUUAAGUGUAUUUUUUGCUUUCAGUUGACUAGCAAGCGCGUGUGCAAGAGAAAACUCGCUGAUUAAAUUAGUUAAAAAAAUUGGUAGACCCCGAGGACUCUAUUUUCCUGGUGAAUCUUCAAAAUCAGUAGUAGUACCCAAACCCGUGGUGCGAAACAGUCGCAUCCUAAUCAUCACUCCUGAUUGGUAGAUUCUAGAAAAACAUUAAUAAAUCAGUUUCAGUCUUCUCAGGUAUAGAUACAGCAAUAUGAGAUUUAAAAUUGAUCACUUACUAGUCUUAUUAUGUUAUUGAAUUUCUCAUCAGUUGUUUGCCUAUCUGGCGUUUGUGGUUUCCGUGGUUUGGAUUUACAUCACAGCAAAUGAGAUUGUCAACCUUCUCAAGGUAUAGAAUACCUCUUGUUGUCAGUUAUGCUUUGCGAAUUUUGGGCGCCCUAUUUGACACCCCGAUGUAAAUCUUAUGGGGCAUUUUCUUCAGACUUGCGACUUUGAUUUUGUUUCCAUUCUUUGAUCUGUAGAUGUUCGGUAUCGUGCUUGGUUUAAGUGAUGCAAUUCUUGGCCUUACUUUUCUUGCAUGGGGAAACAGCUUAGGUGGUAAGUUUGGACUCUUCCCUUGUUCUUAUCAGUUCCUGUUUGCUGAAAUCAGUUUAGGAAAUCAUUUUACCUGCAUACAUACAUACAGUUUUAUAUAAACUCGAAGUUUAGUCUAUCAGCAAUGUCCUUGUGUCUUUCACAUGUAUGAAUUACUAAUUACCACAGAAUUAAAAGAGAACGUCCUCUUCAAAAAAAAGAAAGAACAAACAAACAAAUAAGAAAUACAGAAAUAAAGUGACAUAACCUUUUUUCUAGAUAUCGAAAGUUCUAUCAAUAAUACAUGUUCAUUAAAUACUAAGUAGUAACCCUUGCGUUUUAUUUUGUUACAUUAUUCUCAUUUCAUCCUCGCAGAUUUAAUAUCAAAUACGGCCAUGGCAAAGCAGGGAUUUGGUCAAAUGGCUGUAUCAGCUUGCUUCGCAGGUCCUUUGUUAAGUAUCCUUUCUGUGAUGAGUGUGAAUCGUUGUCAGUGUGUUGCUCUAGACGCGCAAACGCUUUCGAGCUUGGGAAAUUUUUGUCAAUGUUAGAUUUUAAUGAGUUCUUCACCCAUCAAAGAAUUAUGAACCUGCAAAGAUACCACUACAGAAGCACUAGAAGCGUUGGUGGUAAAAAGCGACCCUUGUAUAUUUUAUGAUUCGCUUACGCGUGAAUGAAACGACCUCAACAGCUCCUCACUCUUACGACAUGUGUAGUGGAUUCAAAAGAUUCUUAGUGAGUUGUCAACAGCGCAUGCGGCUUUGGUAUCCUACUAGACGCAUUGGAACUCCUUCCCUGUGAAAACUUGUUCCUUGUCUACGGAUUCAGUACAUUUGCGCACACAUUAAUAAAAUGGUAUAGUCUCAUCGGGGAAAAUUUGAAGCAACAUUGUAAUACGUUUGAAUAUAAAUGUUUCCUGAUCAUUUGUUUAGAUAUGUUACUAGGUAUUGGUAUACCAUGUACUUACGUCACUGUAACAGAUAGUCAACAUCUGAUACAUGUAAGUACUUACUUUACUACUCCAAUAACUUUAAGUGUCGGCCAGCAGUUGUGACAUUCUGCAUCAUCGGUGUAACAUUGCUCUCGUGCAAACCGUUUUACAAACCUCACUUUUCCCCAAUUUUUCUCCAUUGUGUCAUUUUUUAUAGUUACAUCACCAAGAUAACCAAUACAUAAUCUCAGCUGCAUUUCUAGCUGCCAGUCUCAGCUCGUCUGCCAUCUGUAUUCCUUUAAUGGGAUUCAGAGUGCCCCGGAUGUAUGGCGCGUAUCUUUUAACACUGUAUCUGGCCUAUUUAGCAGUAUCCGUGGCAACAGCUGUUCAACAUGCUCAUCAUCAGUAACGGCAGAUUAUCAUAUUUCUUAGAGUGACAAUUAAGGUGAUUUUUUUUAAUCGUACCACUUAAGAUAUUUUUGUAUUCGAAUUAAGGUCUCGGUAAAGUUUGGUUAAUGAAUUCUGUCUG